AUGGAGCACUGGGCGGCGAAGAAGAAAAAGAAGAAGAAGAAGAACCAAGAAGCAGAGAACCAGUUCCGUCGUUUGCCGGACGACGUCGUGUUGAACAUCUUCGACAAGAUCUCUGACAUCGAGUGGCUCUGCAGAUGCUUCUUAGUCUCCAAGCGAUUCUCUCGCCUUAUCUCUAGCGUCCAAACGGUCUCCGUCAAAAGAAUGUCGUGUAAAUUUGGCUUUCUUGGAAAUUUGUCCAAGGACUCGCCUCGAUCGAAUUUAUCUGGCUUGCAGUUCCUCUCUGUAUUUACACGGAUUCGAUCUCUGAAUCUCGAGAUUGCCUCCCAUUUCAAAGGCUAUAAUGGUUCUGUUUUCAAAUGGGGGGCCAAAUUCACCGCCAAACACCACGGCGUCACGCUUCUCUAUGCGGAAUCUCUAUCUGAAAUGAAGGAAGCUGAAGAAGAAGCGGAAGACGAAACUGAGAAUGUGAUAACUCUGAAGAGGCUGAUUCGCCGAUUAAAGUUAGGCCGUGAGUGCAUGUAUUAUGCAGGGUUGUGGCUGGUAACCUUGUCUCGUGUUGUCACGCAGCACCCGACGCUUCAGAGCAUUACAAUCACCGAUCCGAAGAACAAAGGGGUGAAGCUCUAUUUGUGUGAUGAAAAGCUAGCGGAGUUCAGGAUUGCUUUCAAUUGGGACAGGCUGCUUCCGACGGCCGAGUCAUGGAUGAUAGAGCUAGAGAAUAUGAGAGUUGGGUUUGUGCAUGUUUUGCAGCUCCCUAUGUCUCGGUAUGUGAUGAAAGACGUAAUCAAUGUUACCUUCAUACCGAAUGGUGAUGGUGAUUCUGAGGCCAAUUCGGCCAUGUUGGACGCCUUUGUGGAGGAGCAAGGUAUUUUUUCAGAAGCCGUGGACCAGAUUCUGCAAAACCACAAGGACACUAUCGCAGCAUUCAAUUUCUAUGACCUAAUUGCUGCUUGA
Molecule: messenger RNA, 954 nt
Organism: Rhododendron vialii
Lineage: Eukaryota; Viridiplantae; Streptophyta; Magnoliopsida; Ericales; Ericaceae
Exons: 1
Coding region: 1-954 (317 amino acids)
Molecular function (GO): protein binding
Source: RefSeq, a predicted model, not a curated record